AUGGCUGACCAGCAAGCAAGUGUUGAACAGCAGCAGGCAGCGCCACCUCCACAACAGCAGGCCGCACAGCAGCAGCCGCAACAGACGGUUUCCGGCGAGCAGCUGCCACAGUCACAACCUGCCCCGUCUCAGGAUGCCGGUCAGAAGCCGGCUGCUGCGUCCGGCACCGCACCUUCAGCCGCUGCACCGCCACAACCGCAGAAGGAGAUCAUUGCCACGAAGGUAACCGGUGUGGUGAAAUGGUUUAACGUGAAGAGCGGUUACGGUUUCAUCAACCGGGGCGACACGCAGGAAGAUGUGUUUGUACAUCAAUCCGCAAUUGCGCGAAACAACCCAAAGAAGGCUGUCCGCUCUGUGGGCGAUGGUGAGCAGGUCGAGUUUGAUGUGGUCAUCGGGGAGAAGGGCAACGAGGCGGCCAACGUAACCGGACCGCAGGGCGAACCGGUGAAGGGCAGUCAGUAUGCGGCGGAGAAACGUCGAGGCUUCCGUCACUGGUGGCAGAAGCGUGGCCAACGCCGCCCUGGACAGACCCGUGGCAAGGACGGUCAGCUGGAAGGUAGUCAGGGAGAUGGCCAGCAGCAGAACGAUGGACAGAUGCAGCAGCAGCAACAACAACAGCACCAACCACAACAGCAGCAACAAUCUGUCAACAAGCAGCAGCAACAACAGCAACAACAACCUCGUAGAUACCGCCCACGUGGACGUGGUGGAUACGCAUCCUACUACUCCCGUCCCGCUCCCCGUGGACCACGUCGCGACAUGGUGAUGGGUGACAAUGGUCAGAUGGACAACAAUAUGAUGGAUGAUAAUGGUGGAAUGCGCGGCCAGGGUGGUCGUGGUGGUGGUGGUCCGCGCCGAUUUUUCCGACGCAACUAUCGUAGCGGUGGCCGCGGUGGUGGCAUGGGUGGUCCACCCGGACCGCGCCGUGGUGGCUAUCGACCGGACUAUCAAACCGACUACCAGCAGAACGGUGGUGGACAAGAGCAGAUGGCACCGCGUCGUGGUGGCGGCAUGCAGGGACGCGGUUCCGGCGGUCGUGGACGAUUCCCGCGCCGUGGCCGUAACCCGCAGCGUCCGCGCAAUGAUGGUGGCGUUAAUAACUCCGUUCAGAACACUACCACCGAGAGCUCGGCAUAA
Molecule: messenger RNA, 1137 nt
Organism: Anopheles marshallii
Lineage: Eukaryota; Metazoa; Arthropoda; Insecta; Diptera; Culicidae
Gene: yps
Product: Y-box factor homolog
Exons: 1
Coding region: 1-1137 (378 amino acids)
Biological process (GO): regulation of gene expression
Cellular component (GO): nucleus
Molecular function (GO): nucleic acid binding
Source: RefSeq, a predicted model, not a curated record